AUUAUUCCCUUGUGUCAAUACGUUUAUUUAUUUAUUUAUUUUUUUUACGGGUUCCCAUUCGAAUGUCUAGUUCACGAGAUUCGUUUUCUGUUCGGCCGGCGAGGUUGUGUUUCGGUAGAUGAUAGUAUUUAUCUAAUUCUGCAAAGAUGUGCAGUGUUUCAAAGUAGGGUUAUUCGGUUAGAGUGGGUAUAUUGAAUUUAAAUCACUAAACUAGAGAUAAGGGUGUGAAUCAAUAAAUGCAAUCAAGACUACAAUUGUUCCGACGAAUUAAGUAGUGCAGAUUAUUGCAUUCAUUCGAACUGGACUGUAAUUUUUGCAAUGGAUUUCAGCUUAUCCAAGAAGUUGCAUGCAAUGUUGAAGAUAUUAAUUCUAUCGUAGCUCUCAUGCGAGAUGCUUGCUUAGAAAGUAAUAAUUUCACUUUGCAUGUGUAAUUGCUUUGUGUAUCUAAAUUGUAUGUAUAAUUGGAAGAAUGUCAGCAUCUCUUGAUCACAUUUACAAUUUUGGGCUCAAUACCCUGAUUUCUUAAAUCAACUAUGAAAAUCAAUUCGACUCAAGAGUGAUAGGGUUUUAUUGUCAACAACUUGACUUGAACUUUAGAAAGGAUUGAUUUUAGCGGAACUAGUUAGUUUCAUCAGAAUAAGGCUAGUUUAAUUGUAAUCUCAAAUAUGGAUUACCUGUUUUGUAUCCUCAAUUUGUAGUAAGCUUGAUAAUACUUUCUGUAGCGAUCCUUCACAUACUGAUACUAAUUGUUAGGGAAUAUGUGAUUUAGUUUGGAAGACUUCAUUUUGACUUUUUAGAUUUCCAGUCUUAGUGUUUUUAGGUAUGUUUCAAAUCCUUAGGUUUAUUAUCUUCAUAAGUAGAUUUACAUAAUCAAUGUGUACAUCUGCAGUAAUUGUAAAUUUAUGAGAAGAUGUGCUUAUGUAACUUCUAACAGCGAAUGUUGACUGAGUAUGACAUUUUGCUUUAUUUUAAGUUAAAACUUUGAACCAUAGUGCGACCAAUAAUACUAUUCUUUAUCUAGGGUCAUGCUUUUCGAUGGUUUUCAUUGAGACUUCUCCCUCUAUUUAUUGCAUUUAUGGAUGAAUUGCCAUGCUAUAACUCCUGCCAAAUAACUUAACAGCAUUCUCUUCUAGUAUAGCUUUAAUAGAAUACUUCUCCUACUAUGAAUAAUAUUUAUCAGGUAAUGGAGAAUGGACCUCCAACAAUUGAAUUUGAAGAUGGAACAGUUGAUGUAGAACAUCAAGAUGGGCAUGUCCCAGUGGAUAGUGUCAUGUGGUUUAAUGAGAAGAUCUCAGAGAAAGCUAUUGACAUUCGAGAGGUUUCCAGCAGUUUUGAUGUGACGAGUACAGGUACUACUCAUGAAGGGGGAGAUACUGUCAAUAGAGAUGUUCUCAAUUCAUUACACACUGAAGAUGAUGGUGGCUAUUUUAGAUUGCAAAAUGAUUUCUGUAGCAUGGGAGAAGAGUAUCUUCUAGAAAACUGCUGUAUUGGGUAUGCAGGUGUUGGAUUUUCUGAAAGUAUUACAGAUCUGGAAUAUAUUUCAAGCGAAUGCCUGCAGACUUCAGUUUCAGACAGUCCAGUUCUUACAUGUGCUGGUAUUGACUCUCCUUGGAAAUCAGAUCUAUUUCGAAUAAUGGAAGUGCCAGAAUGCCAAAAUGAUGUAGUUGAUCUCAAGAGUUCUGAAUUUGUUGAAAUUCCUAAUCCACGUCAUGAGCCUGAAAAAUUGUCUGAGAAGAAGCCUCUGAAAUCACAAAAAGAGAAUAUUGGCAAGGUCUGCGACAUUACAAGUCACUCUUUUGAUGAUUUACCAUCUGAUGAGAACGCUACAAGCCUUUCUGAACCAGUGAAGAUGUUUUCCAAUCCAAAAGAUGAGAAAUAUGAUGAAUGUGGGCAGACUGGCCAAAGUGGUAAGUCCAAUGGAGUUCAGGGGCAGGAUGAAUUAUUAACCGUGUGUACUGCAGAAAGUCCAUCUGAUGCCCAUCCUAUGCUAAAGAGAUCUCGCAAGCCCACAAAGAGGUACAUCGACGAAGUAGUAGAUCCUAUUGCACGGAAUCCAAAAAGAAGGCGGGAGGUUUCGUCUUCAAGCUUUAGGGAUAAGUCUUUGGGAGUUAAAGAUCAUAAGAAAUGUCACAUGGGAUCUAAAGCCAUCAAAUUACCUGCUGAGGAAUCUGCUGUUAAAGCUAUUCAAGUGCCCUUUGGCUCGCUAGUGCAUAAAGAAUGUCCGGAUAGUCCUGCAUACAAUGUGACGUGCAGUUCAGAUCGAAGAAUUUUGAUGAAUAAGCCAAAAGAUAACUGUGUUGCUUCAGAGAAUGAAAAGAAAAGGGAUGAAUGUUCCCUAGCUGUUCAUCAAAUGAGAAGAAGUGAUGGUACUCUGGCAGCGAGUCAAAAGAAGGAUAAAUAUAUCACAAAUACUCAUAUAGCAAAGAGGAAUUACAGUGUCAUGCCCGCAAGUCAUAAGAAAAAGGAGAAACAUUCAAAUGGAGCUCCUUCAAGGAAAAGUGAUGACCGUCUCACAGCACCAAGUCAGAAAACAAGGGGACAAACUGUGCUUGCAGGUAUCCCAAAAAAGGAGUGUUCAACCGCACUGUGUCGAAGAGAAAGAGACGACUCUCCCACUGUGGAGAGCCCUGAAGAAGUUAGUGGUCGGAGGAAGCAUCACAGGCUUUGGACUAUUGCGGAGGUUAAAAAAUUAAUUGAUGGUGUCGCUGAGUAUGGUGUUGGAAGAUGGAGUAAAAUAAAAAAAAUUUACUUUCCUGCGUCUGCCCAUCGUACCUCUGUAGAUCUCAAGGACAAAUGGAGAAAUCUUUUGAAAGCAAGCGGUUUGCAGGGACGGCACAAUGAACAUGGAGAGAAGAAGCGCAAUGUGGCGUGGCGGCCUCUGCCAAAGUCCAUCUUGCGGCGUGUUUGUGAACUGGCGGCGAUGCACCCUUAUCCCAAGGGCGGAAAACUGAAGAUGUCACAUAUUCGUCACGUUUCUUUAGAUGAAAGUACAGAUAUUACAUUGAGUGACUAUAAAAGGAUCUUAUGAAGUAGUAUUUGAUUCUUUUGUUUGUACAAUGGAUAGAUAUAGGCUAGGCCAUUUUCUAAACUCACGGUUUCUUCAGACACAUCUUUGAAUGUACUAUGAUUUGUUAA
Molecule: messenger RNA, 3135 nt
Organism: Salvia splendens (bonfire salvia)
Lineage: Eukaryota; Viridiplantae; Streptophyta; Magnoliopsida; Lamiales; Lamiaceae
Exons: 6
Coding region: 1163-3028 (621 amino acids)
Source: RefSeq, a predicted model, not a curated record